UUGGGUGCCGAAAGCAAAUUUUUGAAAACUCGCGUGAAAAAUAGACUAGGUUGACCUCUGUCUCUCUGUCUGACUCGCAGGAGCCCUUCACACCGCCACCAUCACCAACACAAUGGAUACCCUAUGUCCUGCCAUCAUCCAGGAAUUUUUGACAUUCCUUCCUGCCCGACCUUGGCUGGACUCAGAGACGUACCCGACUUCAACUGACGUCUAUACUGCGCAAGAUGUAGCCCCUGCAGAGGAUCGUCCCAUCUACUGCCAUCCAGAUCUUACUCUCAUACUAAGGUUGAUGGAAUUCCUCGUUGGGUUGGUCAGAAGCCUUGACAUCGGCAGUGUCUCUUGUCAGUCGAUGCAGGAAUGCUUGGAAGCUAUGAGUGAUGUAUCUUUCCAAGCUGAAGUCGACAUGAGUAGGUACAGCAGUCACGUCACUUCAGCGAUACGGCCUAUCAUUCAGGCUAUUGCUGAGGCCACCGGUCUUCCAGGUCGUUUUAGUGUGGAACAACAGGCUGUCAGCGAGGUUCAAGGUGACUUUGACGUCACCGUGGUACGAAAAUGGCUCGAGGACGGACGCGUUUUAUGGGAGCCUGUAGUGGUUUGUUCCGAGGAAGAUAGAGCUUAUUCGGUGUUACUUGAGAAGGCGGAGGAGUUGAGUCGGCCAUUCAGUCUUGAUGCCACUGAGAAGCAAACUGGUGCCAAGGCCAUGGCUGUGAAGCUUGCACUACAAAUGGUUGCUGCGAAAGCAGAGUAUGGAUUUUUCUUUGCUGGUUAUAUCGCAAUCGCAGCGCAGCUGGUACGCUCUCCCGAUCCGUCUCGUCCCGGAAGGAUUCUACUCCUCUCACCUGUUUUUAAACUCCAAAACGAGACCCUUCCGUAUCCGAACUCGCUGACGCACUUCCAGGCUAAGAUACCCACAGAGCCGUUUCUUGCGAUACUAGUUGCUAUGCUAUUGCGCUAAUCUACU
Messenger RNA from Desarmillaria tabescens, 961 nucleotides. RefSeq lists its product as uncharacterized. The record is from RefSeq and is a predicted model, not a curated record. NCBI's taxonomy places the organism in Eukaryota, Fungi, Basidiomycota, Agaricomycetes, Agaricales, Physalacriaceae. The coding region runs from base 113 to 955 and encodes 280 amino acids. The transcript is spliced from 3 exons.